Molecule: messenger RNA, 2992 nt
Organism: Balaenoptera acutorostrata (minke whale)
Lineage: Eukaryota; Metazoa; Chordata; Mammalia; Artiodactyla; Balaenopteridae
Product: collagen alpha-1(I) chain-like
Exons: 4
Coding region: 1-909 (302 amino acids)
Source: RefSeq, a predicted model, not a curated record
AUGCGGUUGAAGUCCUUACAAAGCCCUUGGGGUCCCCAGGGGCCGCGCGGUCAUGCUCCACCACCUUCCCCGGCUCUGCUGCUCCGAGUUCCCCGGUGGCGCCGCCCUGGCGCCUGGGGCCGAGCGCGGCGGCCGAAGCCUUCUUCACGCUCUUUCUGGAGAGGUCAUCGGGGCUUCCCGACAGCCGCUCCUAGCCGGCGCUCGGGGUGGCGCAAGGUGGAUGGCCGGCUCCGCGGAGUUCAAGUGCGGAUCGCGGCGGGCGGGGCGGCAGGUUCCUCCUUACAGAGAAGUUGGAGGAAAGUCAGGGCGAGAACGUUGAAGCUUAGCGGCUGGGUCUGCCUUCGAGCUGGUGCUGGGUGCUCGGGGUACCCCGGGCGCUCCCAGGGCGGUGGGCGGGUGGGUGAAGGGGUCCGUUUUCGUAGGUCCUCGGCCCCGCUGGCGCGCGGCGGCACGUGCUCACCCCCUUUGUGGCUCUCGUUUUCCCCCCCUCCCCCCCGCGGGCUCGGGCUGUUCCCGGGGCCGGUCCACCCGGCCCGCGCUUCCGGCGCCGAGGCUCUGCCCGGGCAGCGGGCUCAGGUGCUGCUGCCCUGGCGGCGCGCGGCGUCUGGCCGGGCCCGGCGCGGCCCUGGGGCGGUCCCAGCCUCGGUGCUCGGCGGCGGGGACCGUCCCGUGGGUGCAGCCGCCCCACCCAGGAUCCCGCCCCGGGGCAGGAGGGAGAAGUGUCGCUGCGGGUUGGGAGAGGCGCUCCCCCCGACGGGCAGCGAGGGGCAAGCUGCGGGGGCCGGAGGGAGUGGGAGUCUGGCUCCAGGCCCAGCGCGGCUGCCAGCCGGGGGAGGGGGCGGGGCAGAUCCGGAGGUCACGCGAAAGCCGGGCGCCCUGAAUCCGGGAGACCCUCCUCUCGAGAAAUGAGCAGCUCGGAACGCCCGCGGGGGGGGUGGGCACCUCCUCCUUGCUCGACGGGGGGCCGCGCCGCCAGCCCACCUGGGCCCGCGCGGGACCCCUCCGCCAGGUUCCCGGGCCACUGCCUUGCUUUUCUUUUACUUUUCAGUCGCUUUUUUUUUUUUUUUCUCCUCCUUCCUUUUCUUACAUCUCUCUCCCCCCUCUCCCUUCUUUUGUUCUUUUUCUUUCUAAUAAUCAGAGUGAAGUGAGAACCGUCUGUCUUCACAGCACACUCAGCCCCCCCAUACCAUCACCACAUCUCUUGGUCUCUGCUGGGGUAGAGGGGGUGAGAGUCCCUCAGCCCCCCUUCUCCAACCAAGGACGAAGACCAGCCUUAAGAGGGGGCUGAGCAGGCGGCAAUCGCCACAUACCUAUGCUUACCACCGCGCGCGCCGCAGAAAUACAAUCACUAUCUUCUCCCACUGAUCUGUUGACACGUGUAGUUCCAUCCUUUUGCCUUAGAAUUUUGUCUUCUGUUGAAAUACAUCUAAAUACCCCAAGGAGUGGAAACACUUUAAAGCUUUGCCAUUGCCCUUGGUUUGGGUUGUUCAAAUCGCUUCUGGAAAGAAGCAUUUGUGCUGUGGUAUGAGGUGGAAACAGCCAGAGAAAUCUGAAAGUGGGUGCAGAGGGAUUCAGUGAAAGCCAAAACUUGGCAGGACUAGUGACAAACUGCUUGCUUCACAAUUUGGCCUGGGACCCUCCUCCUUCAACCCUCAUCCUGCUGCUUCACUGGGACUCCGGGAUAGGACUAGUUUCAAAAACUGGGAAACACUCCUGAAUUAUAUAAGAAAAUCAAAUAUGGGAAGAAAUGCCAUAAUGAGAGCUAUAUUCAUCCAGGGAGUCACAUGAUGAAAGCAGCGUUUGUGGAGAGCUAAUCAGGAUGGACUGCCGCAGAGAAGAUUUAUGCAAGAAGACAGCAGUAACACCAGAUGAGAGAAUGAAUACUGUGCAAACAAUGGAAAUAGAAACGAAGUAAUGGGUUCAAGAGCCUUAUGAAGUAAUGAAGACUUGAUUCUUAUCUAGUCCAAACCCACAUAAAAGUUAUCUAACCUCUUGAUGCUUGACAUCAUGCAGACAAAGUAUGGUUGGCUGCAUUCUUGUUAAUUUAUACAAUUACAUAUGAUCCUUCGCUAUUUGUACAUGAUACAGGUCUGGGAGUCAUUAGGGCUGUUUAUCAGGGUGGUGCUUCACCUUCUCUGCACACGGUAGGAGUACUCCAUCCUUUCCCUUGGAUGUUAGGCAUGAUAAUGUGACUUGCUUUGGAAAAUAGGAUGUGAGUAUACAUGACGUGUAUCAUUUUGGGACAGAAGUUUUUAAAAUAUAGAGUGCAAUUUGUCACUGUCUCUUCCUUUGACACAGCAACUGGCAUCAGCCUGGAUUCCAGAAUGAGGCUGAUGUGGAACAGGUUCAGCCAACCACAGGGGAAAUAUAGUGUAAGUGACAAAUAAGCUUUUGUUCCUAUAAGCCACUAAGAUUUGGGGUUAUUUGUUACUAAGGUAAAAUCUAGCUGAUGCUGACUGAUAUAACAACUAUUGUCUAACGAAUCGAUAAAACAAUAUACAGUCAAAUGUCAAAGAUAUUUAAAUAAUGGAAAGGGACCUAUUUUAUGUGGGGAGUCUUACCUUUCCAUUUCAAAUGUAUUAAACAGCAGAUUUAUCACUUGAAGUUUGAUGAUAUUCGUCAGUCUGGCCAAAAAGAGAUAAGCAUAAACAGGAAGUAAAAGUUUUUAUUAUGCAUUUGCUCAACUGUGUUGAUUCUAUAUAAGUUUUCUGUGAUCUGUAUUUUAAAGAUCAGAGUAGUUUUCCAAGGAUUUUGCAGAAAAUGGAAAGUGUGUGUGUGUGCGCAUGUGUGUGUAUCUGUGUGUCUAUGUGUGUGCACGCACGUGAGAGAGGAGAAAAUCAAAUUCCCUAUGGAAGAAUGACAAACCUGGAGUAGAAGUAAACACUUUGUGAAACCAAAACUAAUAUCCUUUAUUGGUGCAGAAAUUUAUAUCCAAGAUACUUUUCUACAAUUGGAGAAAAAGUUGAUUAAUUUUAAAAGCUGAUUAAUUAAA